Molecule: messenger RNA, 4705 nt
Organism: Tympanuchus pallidicinctus (lesser prairie-chicken)
Lineage: Eukaryota; Metazoa; Chordata; Aves; Galliformes; Phasianidae
Gene: GPR19
Product: G protein-coupled receptor 19
Exons: 2
Coding region: 374-1657 (427 amino acids)
Biological process (GO): G protein-coupled receptor signaling pathway
Cellular component (GO): plasma membrane
Molecular function (GO): G protein-coupled receptor activity
Source: RefSeq, a predicted model, not a curated record
CCGCUGCUCACCAUAGCAACCGGGACGUCAGCGUCGACCGCCAGCCACCGCAGCCGGCAGAGCGGUGGGGAAGAACCGGGGCACCCAGCGGCCACCCCGUCGGGGCCACGGGGCCGGGGCGGGAGCCGUGCCGCUGUCCGCGGUGCUGACGGGAGAGGCCGCGACGGGGCGGGGGAGGAGGGAAUAGCGCGAGUCAGCAGCCAGCCCUGCCGCACGUCGUUUUCCCUUAAAGUAGAGGGGCAUAAUAAUCCACCCCUCCUUCUAUUGGAUUUGCAAGUGGCCGGGCACAGAUGUGAACAUACUGCGUGUUCUUCAAUAUGACUUCACUUGGGAUUAUAAAAGGAAGAAGGACGAGACCAGGACUUCUGGGAUUAUGCUUUGGAACAGAGCCCAAGCAGGAGACAUGACUGUCGUGUUUGACCAUAGUACAGACAACAACAACGUUUCUUUUGUUCUCCCUACAUUAUUGUUUCUGCUGCAGAACAAAAGCUACCCCAAGACCUCCCUUCCUGCAGCUGACCAUGAGAUGACAGAGUCACCCCAGGAGCCCAGGCCAAGCAAGAACCGCACUGUUUUGCAGUAUGAGUUGAAGCCAGGGGAAAUUGUAUCAGCCAGCAUGGUUUUUGGAGUACUGUGGAUAAUUUCCAUCUUUGGAAACUCCCUCGUUUGCUUAGUGAUCCACAGGAGCAGGAGGACGCAAUCAACUACCAACUAUUUUGUUGUCUCCAUGGCUUGUGCAGAUCUUCUCAUCAGUGUUGGAAGUGCACCAUUUGUGCUGCUUCAGUUUACAGCAGGCAGGUGGACACUGGGGAAUGUGAUGUGCAAACUGGUAAGGUAUAUUCAGUAUUUCACUCCUGGAGUCCAGAUAUAUGUGCUCCUCUCCAUAUGUGUGGAUCGAUUCUACACUAUUGUCUACCCACUGAGCUUCAAGGUGUCAAGAGAGAAAGCCAAGAAAAUGAUUGUAGCAGCUUGGAUCUUUGAUCUUGCAUUUACGUCACCCGUUUUCUUUUUCUAUGGCUCCAAUGAGGAUGACCAUUGCAACUUUUUUCUCCCAGGUUCUUGGGAAGGAGCCAUCUACAGUAUUAUCCAUCUCUUGGUGGUGUUUUUGACCCCAUCCAUCCUCAUUAUCCUAUUCUACCAAAAGGUCAUUAAGUACAUUUGGAGAAUAGGCACUGAUGGCAGGACUGUUAGAAGAACAAUGAAUAUUGUCCCAAGAACGAAAGUGAAAACAAUCAAGAUGUUCUUAAUAUUAAAUUUAGUGUUUCUCCUGUCCUGGCUCCCAUUUUAUGUGAUACAACUGUGGCACCCAGAGGAAACAGACUACAGGAAAAGUUCCUUGAUUUUCAUGGCUGUCACGUGGAUCUCUUUCAGUUCUUCAGCUUCUAAGCCAACCCUGUACUCAGUGUAUAAUGCAAACUUCAGAAGAGGGAUGAAAGAAACGUUUUGCAUGUCCUCCAUGAAAUGCUACAGAAGCAAUGCAUACACCAUCACCACCAGCUCAAGGAUAGCAAAAAAAAAUUAUGUCGGGAUCUCAGAAAUCCCAGCACCAGCCAAAACUGUAACCAAAGACUCAAUCUAUCAUUCAUUUAACAGAGAAGCAAAAGAAAAAAAGCUUGCCUGGCCUAUUCAUUCAAAUCCUCCAAAUACAUUUGUCUAAUUGGCUUAAUAUAUUUGAAUGGUGAUUAUGUACCAUCAGAACAAAAAACUUGAUCUCCUUUUUGAACCAAUGUAAACACACUUGUUUUUACAACAACUUUUAGAGAGAGAGAGAAAAAAGAUAUUUUAUUAAAUGCAUUGAUUUUGAUGUAUCUAGUCUAUGUAAUUUCAGCUACAUUUUUCUCCUGUAAGUACUCUCCCUGAAUCACAAGCAUAUUUGCUUUUUUACAAAAAAAGCAAAGCUCUUGCAUUUUCUGUUUGUAGGGAUAAAAGGGAGAAAAAAUACCACUGCAUUUUUAAUCACUGUACAUUGACCACCAUGUUUAAAUAUAAAAAUACACCCAAAGACAUCUCUACAGCCUUUUGUUAUGCCCCUAAGAAUAUUGUUGCACUAGGGUUUUCCUUCUUGUUCAGACCCCAUGGCUAAGAGAUUUUUGUAUGUGGUAAUGCUGGCAAAACACUGAGCUGAUUGAAUUCAGCUAUAAAAUUUCCACUGCCUCUGUAGAGUCAGCAUUGAGUGCUUUUGCAUACUCAGCAUUGCACUUGUAGAGAGAUGUAGUGGUAGAAGCAGCUUGAGAAAAGUCCUACCCCAUGUAUUACCCUCCCCAACUCCUCUCUAGCCGUGUCUACACCCACGCUGAUGUGCCUGAUGAGCAGCCACAGCAGAAGAGGAGCAGCAUCACCUGAUCUGACCUCACCACCAAAAGUCCCCAGGCAAUGGCAAAAUGCAGUGGGAAGCUCCAAAGUUACUUCCCCAGUGCUCAGCAACUGGUUUGGAACCAAAAUGCAAAGAACAAAAUUCCUAAGCCAGCCUAGGAGGCGCUUGGCUAAUUGUGCAGCUUGAGCAUCUUGAGCUAAAAAAAAAGGGACACGUUUACACCGUGGACAUGUAUACCAUGAAUUCAUUCAUCCUUGAUAUUUACUUUUGACGUUUGCUUAAUCUGAGAUACAGAUCCACUCUUCCCAUUAGGAUUAGGUAACACUACUCUCAGUUAUCUGCUAAGAUUUACAAGACUGGAUCAUUAAAUCCACAGGAGAAUGAAGAGGGGCGUAUUUUUGAAAACCAGUCUGAAAUGGGCAGCCUUUACAUCAUGCUGUUAUCAAACCCAUUAAGAAGAACUGGAAAGAGCCUGCUUGUUUGAUAUUGAUUUAUUUUCCUAAUUCCUCUUCUACUGCCCAAAACUACAGCAACUCAGAAAGCAUCAUAGAUAACAAAAUAAGGUCAGCACAAACAGCAUUUGGUGAAUUCCCCUCACUCUGAUGGAUCAGUGUAUGCACUUUACCUCAGCCUGGAAAGUUCCUGUGUUGUCUUAUAACAUGAACAAGAGAUUCUUGCUGGCUUCAGACCAGCAGUCCUGUUAUUUCUUUUCCACACCAAAGAUUUUCAUCCUACUGUUAUUUCCAACACAGAAACUGCUUCAGACGAGGCUCUGCUUGGAUCAUCAUAAUGUACCAGCUAGGGUACAGCCCAGUAUCUUAAAGAUCAGAUUACCAACAUGCAUUUCAGAAUCAAGUCAUCCCAAAAGCAUUGUGGGUUCUUUGACCUUAGGCGUUCAACUAGGCAGAAGCCAGCUACAGGGCAGAAAAUAACAUGCAAACAUCAGAUAUCCCCCUUCACACACCCUAUUUCAGAAUCUCCAUCUUUGAAAAAUGCAACCUCAGUCACAAACUCUUCAGAGAAUAAUUCUUUUUCUACUGAUUUCAGAGCAAAUGUAGCACAACCUGAGGCCUGAAAGUCCUGCAGUAACAAAAGAUAAUAGAACAAGAGCAGUAAGUACUAAGGGUAUAUUAACCACAGUCAUGCAUCUCCCCUUCCGAUCAGCAGAGAGCAGAAGCGCAUGUAUUGUUCAACCCCGGGUGACAGAAGUGGCCUGGAUGGACUGUAGUGCUGGAAUACUGUGUAGGGAAACUCCUUUGUUGAGUAAUAUUCCUGCAUGUAUUUUAGACAUUUUCCUUCCCCCUACUCUACCACGCUGUGUGGCUAUAAGAACCCUUACUGCUUGCGGGAACAUUUCCUGUAUGUGUUUCACAAAUUCAGAAAUCCCCAUUAAAUGAAGAUUAGACAUUUCUCAUCAAAGUCAUUAGCAAAAAUCCCCAUGUUCUAGGAGAGGAGAGGGCCUUAAAAAUGAGACCAUUUUAUUCCACGUGGUUCAUUUUUCCAGGCAAAUUUUUUCUCCCUGAGAUAGCAGCAUGUGCUGAUAAGGAGCAGGGCUCAGAUCAUUGCCGCCCUGUGCAGGGACUGCUGCCUCAGACUUUCUGCAGUAAAAUAAGGGAGGAAGAGGUGAAACCCACCUCUGAGAUGCCAAAACCUUCCUUGAGACAAAAAGUCUGGCAGACAUCAUUUUGAAUAUGAAACUAGAGGAAUGCUUAGGUGUGAAGCCAGAGACUUUCAUAUAUCUGCUCCUCUUCCGAACUUGAACUAUUUCCCCACCUUCCAGAAGCUGUAAAGAAGCUAGAGGAGCAGUGAUGUGCCUGAACAUCAGGUACCCAUGCUCACAUGGAACCCCUUCCUCUCCCUGUCCCACCAGUCCUGCACAUUCUUGCCAACCCUUGUCCUCUUGAUGUUCUGGGAGCACCGUGCCCCAGACAAGGCUGCCUCCACACUCCUGGCAGCUCCCAUCCUCCUUAGGCAGGGAACACCAGGCCACAGGUAGCUUUGUGCCACUGCCAUAGGAGCUAAACAUGGCAUUGUGCUGUAGUAGGGCUGAAGGUGGAAAAUACUUGGCAGCUUGAUAGAUGCUGACUUUGUGCCAGCACAAGAAGAAACCUUUUCCACAUCUUAUUUUUAUAUUUUAUUUCUAUUUUUAAAGCAUUAUUUUAUUGGCUUGGUAACACCAGACAUCAUGUAUCACUUAGUCUGCCAAUGCCCUAGGAGUUCCAGAGACUCAGGAGGGAGAUCAUGCAUUAGCCAAAAAAGAAAUGGAAAAUGCACUGAGAUUUGAUCAAUAUGUAUCUGUCUAUCUAGAUGUCUAGAUAUCUAUAUCUAGAAAUCUUUCCACACUUCUUCAAAAUUCCUUACUACCAACAGCUGCUUUGCCAAUAAAAUUAC